AUGCGCGAAAUUGCUGCUUUAUUACUUCUUUUUUUCUUGCAAAGCCGCAAGUUUAUUCCUGACAAAAAAUCCCAAUUUUCAGACCUUCUCUCUAUCCCAUCGACCACAUUCAAAAUUCCAAGAAACGCCCAAGAAGGCGAUGUGAUAUUUGGCAAUGGAUAUAUCCGGGCGUCCAAGGAAAUCGACGAAUCGUUGAACCUGGAACUGGAAGGAACCAAUCCAUCACCAAUCGCUAUCAAUGGAUCGAUAGUCGAUGCUGGACAACCUGUGAAGUUCAUUUUGGUGAACAAGAAUGCGUUUGAAAAUGGGAAAAGUCGAGUCAAGCUCCAAGCGAUCGGUGUAAUUUCUGGAAAAGUUCAAGAGGAAACCAUCAACUUUGAAGUUGAAUCAUCAUCCAGCCUUCCCGAAAUCCCUGAAAUUCCUAAUUUUGUUGUGAAAAGUGACUUCCAAGAUAAGGAGACAGCCAUUGUGAAAGUCAGCUCUCAAAUUCCCCAAAAUUCUGAACUCGAGGUCCUUGGAUCAUACUCUGAAAGAGUUCAAGCCACAUUUCAAGAUGAUAAUAUUAUUCUGGAUACUGUACCUUGUCAAGCAGAUGCACCAUGUGAAGUCACAUUCCCGUUUACGGUCAUUUUGGUGUUGAGAAAUGGAGAGAGUCAUGUGGAGGCGUUGUUGACUUUUGAAGAGGAAAAGAAAUCGUAUCUAAAAAUGACUCAAAGACUGUACCAAACCACCAUCGAAGAGCAUACCGGAGGACAGGAUCAUCUCGUAAAGAUCACAACAAAAGGCGCAAAUUCCGAAGUACUGUAUUCGUUGCGGGACUCAUCUGGACUAUUCUCAAUUCACCCAAAAGAGGGAAUUCUGUCGAUUUUGCAUCCAGAAUUUUUAACGAUUAAUUCAUUUGGGGAUACUGUAAAUCUUACUGUAGUAGCGACGGAUGGUGAUAAGACGACUGAUGCGAUGAUUGUCGUCAAGAUUGUUCCAGAAGUUCAGAAAAAUGUGGUUUUUGGUUUUGAAAAAGAAUCCUACGAAAUCACUGCUGACAAUAUUUCCCCAAUUUUGGGCAACAUUGCUGCCAAGUCCUCAACUCCCGUUGUCUACCGUAUCACCGAAGGACGUGGGGAUUUGUAUAAAGUUAAGCCAAAUGGAGAUGUAAGGUAUACGGGAAAGCUGGUCAAGGAGGACCGGGAGGAUGAGAUUACGGUAGGUUAUGCUUGCCUGGAUGUCCGGAUGUCUUUUUUUUUGCAGGUAGCCGUUCAGCAAUCAACUGGGGGUCUUAAAAUGGCCUCAACGAAAGUGCAAAUGCAUUUGAAAGGAAUUGGCUCAAAUCCUAUAACCACCAAAGAUCCAUUCGAAUCAAUCGAGAUGAUAUCCUCAGAAGAACCAGCAGGAGUCGUGGUGUCUUCGAUUCAAUUUGAUGACGUGGAUUCUGAUGCCAAGCUACAGUACUACUUGGAACAAACCAAAGCGAAAAACGAAAAUGGAGAAGAUUUGAAGGAUGAGAACUUGUUUGAAAUCAAAUCUGAAGGCAAAACAGCUCAUUUGGUGGUUUCCGGAGACCUCUCAUCUUCAGAAGCUUCUACAGUAAUCCUUAAAAUCACUGCACAAGACUCCGCACAUCCCAAAGAGCCGAUGGUUACUGUAACUCGACACAUUGUGAUCCAACGAGAGAAGUCAGAAGAGCCACAACUCGGGCUAAAUCUGAUUCAACUGCCAAAAGAGAUUACGGUACCGUUUGAUGCGAAAAUCGGAACGUUUGUCUAUCGGACUACAGUACUCCCCGAGAAGAAUGAUUUGGAGUUUUCUAUUGAGCCAUCUCAUUUGUUCAAUAUUUCCAAUAAGGGAGAUAUUGUUACAGCAAAGGAAUUGACUGGAGAAGCGGAGAAUUUGAAAAUCCAUGUCAUCGUGAAAGAUCCCAUGUCUUCCACUUCUUCUGAAUCCUCUUCUCAAAUCGUGCUGAAAAAGAUUCUGAAACCUCACUUCUCAGAACCCCAAUACCUUGUCAAUUUGCCACGUGGAACUCCGGAGAAUGCAGCGAUUACUGUAGUUUCUGCUACAAACCAAAAUGGAGAACCAGUCAAGAAUUUCUUGCUAAAAGGAGGGCAUUCUAAGUAUUUCUCAAUUGAUAAAAAUGGAGCUGUAAAGACUUUGGAGGCUUUGGACGAGCUGGGAAACGAGUUUGAUCUACUGGUGGCCGUGGCCGAGGAUCCGACGAUUUCUGUGCCAAUCCACGUCACACUUCAGAAGGCUCGAGAGUCGACGAUUGUGCUUCAGGAGACUCAAAUCUUUGCAACGGUUUUCGAUAAUCUUCCAAUAGGAUCAUUUAUUGGAAAAGUUGAAGUGAAGAAUGGAGAAAAAGUGAAAUUUGAAAUGGCUUCUGAAGAGAAAGGAAUGAUGGAUUUAUUCAAAAUUAAAGAUGAUGGAACGAUUAUUAGCAGUGAUUGGUUAGCAGGAGCCGAAGGUAUGCACAAAUUCUCUGUUCUGGCUUCCAACAUGGAUCAAGCUGGUGUUCGGUCUGCAAACGCUACAGUAAUCAUAGAUGUGAUCAAAUCAAAUGAGUGUGCUCCACGAUUUAAGAAAGAUGAGAAUUUGAUUUUCUAUGUCAGAGAGGUGGGACAUAACACUCCCACAGAUACAGUAAUCGGAAAAGUUGCCGCUGAUGUUUUGCCUGGAAAAUGUGACCUGGAAUAUUCGAUAAUUUCCAAUGAUGAGCAACCAAUUCUCAUCAUAAAUCCAGCGAAUGGAGAACUAAAAACCGCACAAGAGUUCGAUUUCGAAAAGUCCAAAUCUCAUAUGCUAACCCUAAAACUAGUAGCUGGAAAGCAUAAUUCUGUGGAGAUGGGGGCGGAGCUUCGAGUGAUCGAUCAAGAUGAUCAUCAGUUGAAAUUUGAUCUACAAGAGCAGACGGUAGAAAUCCCGGAGGACGUGGCAAGAGGUACUGUAGUGGCUACAGUAGUCGCUCGAGAAGAAGAUGAGAGUCAGGAAGUGUUCUAUCAUUUGCUAGCCGGUGCUCCACCUCAGUUUUCAUUGGAUUCGAGUACCGGAAAAGUGAUGGUUGAAGAGUUAUUGGAUCGAGAAGAAAUCGAUCAAUUUGUGAUUGAAAUUGGGGCUUCAAACGACGAAAAUCUUAUCAAUGGACCAUCGACAAAGCUUACCAUCCAGGUCAAAGAUGUGAAUGAUAACUCCCCACGAUUUGAUCUACCUUCCUACUAUACAGUAACCUCUAAGGAUACAGUGGUUGGAAGUUCUCUUUUGGAACUACAUGCUUAUGACCCAGAUGUGAUGGAUAAUCUCAAAAAGUUGGAUUACAGUGUGACCGGCGCCAGUUUCGAAUAUCGAGGAAUGAGUAGAAAUGUGGAUGAAUUUUUCGACAUCCAAAGUCAAAAAUUGAUCCUUAUGAAAUCACUGUCAGACUAUGUCGGGGGUGUAUUCAAUGUGCAGUUACAAGUCAGGGAUACUGUAGACGGAACGAUCGGAAAAUCUGCUCUCCGAGUCUACGUACACGACUCAUCCGAUUUGCUGAGUCUUGAGCUACCGUACUCCCCAAGUUCAGUGUCACAAGCAAUUAUUCAAGAUUUUUCGGAGCAAGUUUCAAAUUCCACUGGCCUUCAAGCCAUUCCAAAGACUGUUCUAUACAAAGCCCCUCAUGGCAUAAUGUCGAAUUCUGUGGAUCUUCAAAUGGUCUUUUUCAACAAGACCAUUUCAGAAAUCGUGCCGUCUGAACGAAUUCUAGCGAUUCAAUCGAUGCGGCAAGCUGGAAAUCCGGACUUAAAGAAUGUUCCGGUCCUUCGAAAACCUGCGUCUCCAUAUCUUCUAACGGAUAACUCGAGAUCUGACACUUUCAUUCAACCCGAACUAUUUUUCCUGGUUCUUGGAUUUUUGGUCCUAUUGACGAUCGUUUUGGCACUUUGCGGGCUCAUGGCAUGUUUCGCGCGCAGCAAAUUUUUACGGGAAAAGAAGAUUAUGGAAAAUGAGAUGGCUAUCAAGGAUGCCAUUCAACAUCCGUCCAACAGGAGUCCAGCAUUGAUAAGCUUCAAACAUUUCGCCCCACCACCACGAGUAUCUGCCGAAAUGUACCGUAACCACGAAGAGCACAUGUAUCGGUCGCCGAAUUUGAAUGAAAAAGUCGGCAGCUACGCGGUUCAACAAGCAACGAUUACGGUAGCGAGCAUGAGGAAAAAAUCUGAUUUUUUGUAA
Molecule: messenger RNA, 4194 nt
Organism: Caenorhabditis briggsae
Lineage: Eukaryota; Metazoa; Nematoda; Chromadorea; Rhabditida; Rhabditidae
Gene: Cbr-cdh-7
Product: Protein CBR-CDH-7
Exons: 9
Coding region: 1-4194 (1397 amino acids)
Biological process (GO): homophilic cell-cell adhesion
Cellular component (GO): plasma membrane
Molecular function (GO): calcium ion binding
Source: RefSeq, a predicted model, not a curated record